AUGACGUAUGCCAAUAAUGUUACAAUAACAACAGGAUUAUCAGCAUGUAAAUCGCCAUUGAACACAACUCAAACCGUAGAAGAUCUUUACAAUUUAUAUCGAAAUAACAGUUCGAGUUUAGUUUCUAGUGUAUUUUACAAUAUAUCCAUUGUUGAUUUCAAUUGCACAACACCUUUCAGUAAAUAUUUUCAACAAGUUAUCAUAUUUACACAAUCGGUCUCGAUUCGUAUUCAAGCUGCAUUAAUUUCUGUUUAUUUUGAUUAUAUUAAUGGAAACAGAUAUUUAAUAAAUGACCUAAACGGCUUUUUCGUCGAUCGAGAAAACCCAAUUUAUUUUUCAUCAGCAAGUUUAAACAAUGUUGUUGCAUUGGACGCCUGUUCCAGUGGUGAUAUAGCUCAAGAUCCAUUGUGUCUACACUAUAAUUCAACACCUUACUGCAUUAAUCUUUUAUCAAAUCCAUGGAUUUUUAAUUGCAGCAAAUCUCCUAAGAUAUCCACAACUUCUGUAUUAUCUACCACGAAUAGUGAACUAUUAUCAUAUACGAAUUCAUCAAUUUUAAAUUCGUGGCAAAUUAGUCUUAUAUGUGUUUUAAGUGUUCUGUUUUUAUUAAUUUCCAUUCUUGUUUUUGGAUAUUUGUAUCGACGUCGUUCACGUUCGAAAAACUUUGCUUUAACAAUAGAAAAUAUUUUUGAUGAAAUGAAAUCAAUGAAACAAAGAAGUGAAAUACCAAAAGGUCAAGCUUUUCAACGGCCCGCAACAAUUAUACAACCUAAACAAAGAAAUAAUAGAACGGCUGCAUCGAUUCAUGACGACACCAAUAAUAAUGGUAGCACUUAUACCGAGAACUACAUGCAUUUUAAAUCAUCUGGACCCUAUAACCAAGGUAUUGUCAUUGAUCAUACUAAAAUUCACGAUUCCGAUUUUCCUUCAAAUAUUCUUACAAACUCGCUUGUACCUACUUGUGUUCCAAAUGAUCGCAUAACUGCAUUAUCAUCACGAGUACAUUCAGCAACAACUAUUUCUCGACCUGUAUCUAAAAUAUCGACGAAUCAAUUGAAAUCGAAAAUUGAAGAAGAUAAACUCGAUGUAUCAGAACGAUUGGCAACUACAUUGUCGAUUGAUGGAAGUUUACAUGAUGAAGAUGCUUGGAUGUCUAUUUUAGAUGUAGUUAAUGCUGAAAUGGAUUUACUCAAUCGAUUGGAAAAUGAACAAAAUCAAAUAAAAACAAGAGUUUAA
Molecule: messenger RNA, 1236 nt
Organism: Rotaria socialis
Lineage: Eukaryota; Metazoa; Rotifera; Eurotatoria; Philodinida; Philodinidae
Source: the annotation of a GenBank genome assembly